AAUAGAGGUAUAGUAGCUAAAUUUGUCAUUACUAAAUUAGCUACAGUAAUGAAGUGGCAAAUAACUAAGUGAAGUAAAUAAAAGGACGGAUUGUUUUUUGUUUUUUUACAUUUUGUUUGACAAUAGUGUGAGAAUAGUCAUUAAUUCAGUUUCAAGGGUGAACUCUGCCACAGGGAUGGGGUUCGCCUUUAGCACAUCAUUUGGCCAAAUAACUAUAAUGCACUGUGCACUACAGUAGCUAGACAGACUAAACACAAAUUGAUGCAUUUUAGAGAUCACAUAGUAACUGCACGGGCUGCCAAAUGUUAGCAAAUGGUUGCCAACCGCCAGUAAAAUAUAAAGAAGAAAAGUUAGCAAAUAGAAAUGCAACGCGAAGAUACAAACAUAAGGUGGCUAAUUGGCCUGUUAGCUACAAUGGUUGUCUGUCUGAAACGAUUUUCAUAGCAACCUAACUGACUUUGGUGUCUUGCCUUUUAAUCUGUUGGGUGUUUCAGGUUAGAUAUUGCUAAAUAAUGAUGGCUGAAACAUUAUGAACCACUUCUGUCGGCAUCAAGAGCUUCGCGAAUGACUGAGCGCCGGCGGAGUAUGGGAUCCUUGGUGUCUUAACAAGCGACUGAAGUGGGGUUCAACCAUUUUUGCAUGCAAAAACAAUGGCAAAUUCGACGGGGAAAAAUAUACUAGAUCAGCGAAGGAAAGGACAGGCUUUCCUAGACGAGCUGCGGCAAUUUCACCAAAGCAGAGGAUCGCCGUUCAAGAAGAUUCCUAUCGUGGGUGGGAAAGAGCUGGAUCUGAAUGCUCUCUAUAUCAGAGUCGUCUCUUUAGGUGGAUUUGCUAAGGUCUCUGACAAAAACCAGUGGAUUGAACUUGGGGAAGAGUUUAACUUUCCAAGGAGUUGUUCCAACGCUGCAUUCGCUUUAAAACAGUACUACCUUCGAUACUUGGAGAAGUAUGAGAAAGUCCACCACUUUGGCGAGGAUGAUGAAGAAGCGCAGCCAGGGAAUCCCAAAGCCUCUCUUCCAAUCGGUGCAAUUCCCACCUCUUACAACUACCAGCAACACACUGUAUCAGACUAUCUCCGCCAAAGCUAUGGACUGUCUACAGAUUUCGUUUCCCCAUGCGACUACAACAAACUGGUGCUCUCGCUCCUUUCGGGCCUACCCAACGAAGUGGAUUUUGCUGUUAAUGUUUGCACUCUGCUUUCCAAUGAGAGCAAACGUGCCAUGCACCUGGACAAGGACCCCAAACUGGUCACAUUGCUGCUUGCCCAUGCUGGAGUCUUUGAUGACUCGCUAGGCAGCUUCUCUGGGGUAUUUGGGACGGACUGGAAGGAGAAAACCUCGCGGAACUUUGUCAGGUUCUGGAAAGAGAUGGUGGAGGAUGCUGAAGUCAGGGAGCUGAUCUGGGAUAAGAGCAGCCCAGCACAAGUCUCUGCAGACGGUACAUUGUGUGAGGAACACUGGCAGAGCCUUUUCCACCCACCCCGGAGCGCGGGUAUUAAUGACCUAGAGGCCCAGCGGGUGCUGCAGAUCGCCGUUAUCCUGCGAAACCUCUCCUUCGAGGAGGUCAAUGUCAAGCUGCUGGCGGCCAACCGAACGUGCCUGCGCUUCCUUUUGCUCUGUGCCCACUGUAACCUCAUCUCUCUCCGACAGCUUGGACUUGACACACUGGGCAACGUGGCUGCUGAGCUCCAGCUGGAUCCUGUUGACUUUCGGACAACCCACCUGAUCUUUCACACCAUCACCAAAUGCUUGAUGUCUAGGGACCGGUUCCUCAAAAUGAGAGCUAUGGAGAUUCUGGGCAAUCUUAGCAAGGCAGAGGAUAAUGGUGUUCUAAUCUGUGAGUACGUGGACCAGGACUCGUACAGGGAGGUUAUGAUGCUCCUCACCCUGCCUGACCUCAUGCUCCUCAUGGCUUCCUUGGAGGUGUUGUACCUCCUGGCCCAGCUCGGAGAGGUUCCCUGCAGCAAGAUCGCUUCUGUCGACCACAGUAUAGACCUCUUAGUGCGAUUAGUAUCAGUUGACCUUCAUACAUUUGGACCUGAUGCUCUAACAGCGGUGCGGUUGAUCGAGCAUCAGGCCAAUGCUGAGCAGGCUGCCGAGGUUCGACCACAGCUGGUAGAGCAGGUACCUGCAGCGGUGCAGGCAGCAGCAGCACCAGUACCAAGGCCCCCAGUUCAAUCAGUUCAACCACCACCUGGUAUUGUUGAACUAGAUGGGGAAAAAUUUACACUGCAAUGGCUAAAUGCACACUUUGAGACGAAUCCCGAGGGAUCUGUCUCUCGGUCAGAGAUGUACGCUGAGUACCUGGCCACGUGCAGUAAAAUGGGACGGAACAACAUCUUGAACUCCACCGGUUUCCUCAAAUGUCUACGAACCGUGUUCCCUAACCACACGAUGCGGCGGCAAGAGGAGCCUAAGGCCAAUGGUCAGGUUCAGAUCCUCCUAGUGGGCCUAAGGAGAAGAUCAAUCCCCCUGCCCAUCCAGCUGUAUUACCAGCAGCAGCAGAGUCCAGCAGCAGCUCCUUCAACCUCGGCAGCCCGACAUGAAGCACCUGGAGACCCACAGGCUCCGCCCCCAGGAUUACUUCCCGGGCACCCCAAUCUUGGACCUCAGUUAGUCCGGGCCCCAGGCACCAGCCUCAGCACAGGUGGCACUCCCCCAUCCGUGGCCUUGAUUGCACAGGAACCCCCACAUGCAAGCCACCCAACUGUUUGUCACCCGGUGCCCCCACAGGUGCCUCCACAGUUACCACCAAAUCCUAUGGCAGCAGUGCAGCAGCAACAUCAGCAGCAGGUUCGUCCUGGUCCAGUGGUCCAGAUUCCAACAUCUGUGCCGGUCACCCAAAACCACAGUCCCCAGAACUCUGCCACAUCACCUGCGGCUCAGCAGCAACAGCAUCACUCCCCCAUGAUUUCCACAGGGACCCCUGUCACUCUGUUUCAGCAGGUACCACAGGGCCACAUCCUCACAGCCAGGGUACAAGGUGUGUGCCCGCCAAUCACCCAGCAUUCUCCUCUGCCUCAGACCCCUCCUCUGUCUGGAUCUCAGGGUGGAGCUCCCCAGGUGGAGCCUCAGUGUGUUGCUGCAACAACGGCACCCUCUUCUUCCAUCCAGGUGGGGGGUUGUCAGCCACUAAGCUUCACAGGUGGGCCCAAUUCCCAGGGGACACGUGUUGCAUUUCAGAAUAUCGCCCCCAAACCAGCGCCAAACCAGUCAGGUGGACCAGCAGUCACAAUAUCCACUCCAAACCAGCAGCCUCAGCCUCAGCAGCAGGCGCCGAGUGUAGUAAUAGUCAGCCCCAACCCCCAGCAGAGCCCAGCCUACACCCCUGCCAUACACCAGAUCGUUCUUGCCAACCCCUCUGCCAUUCCUGGUGCCCAAACUAUUCAGAUAGCAGGGCAGCCUGGACCUUCUUCCAGCCCCUGCUCACCUCCUGUUUCUCACUCCACUCCCCAGGUCCAGCCCAAUCAAACUGUUAGUCACACACUCUCCAUGAAACGACAUCAGCAGCAGCCACCUCUCCAAAUUAUUUCCCAAACUCCAUCCUCUCAGCCUACCUCCACUGAGUCCAGCUUGAUCAAACAGCUACUGCUUCCAAAGCGAGGUCCUUCUACACCAGGAGGAAAGCUCAUCCUACCGGCUCCACAGGUGCCCCCUCCCAACAGCACGAUAGCCCCUACUCCACAGGUCAUCUACCAGACAGGCUACAGCUCCCAGAAUCACUCUCCUCAGCCUCAGCAGCUCAAUGUCCAGCUGGUUCCUGGUCAGCUUCCUGCUGCAGGAGCUCCAGCCCUCCAAACGGUCCAGCUCUUGCAAGGCCCACUCAUCUCCACAAGUAGCCCAGCAGCUGCUGCUAUAAUCCAGGGACCCACAGCAGCUGGACAAGUCACAUUCACCGUGGUCCCCAACACUGGCUUCACCACCUCUACUGCUGCUGUUGCUGCUGUCAGCCAGGGUGCUGUAGCUCCAGGCAUUCUCCCUCCUCCAUUUUCUACUGGAACAGUGCCCCACCACGCCCCAGCAGCUCCACCACCACUGCCAGCUCCCCUUAGAGGAGACAAGAUCAUUUGUCAAAAGGAAGAGGAGGCCAAGGAUGCCACAGGGCUGCACAUCCACGAGAGAAAGAUAGAGGUUAUGGAGAACUCCUCUUUGGCAGAAGGAGACUCCUCUAGUGGCAAAACUAGUAAUGGCGAUGUUGCGGCAGGUGCCAAGCUGCUAAAUGGUCGGAAGUGCAUGGAGUCUAAUCUACCUCCAUACCACUCAGGGAACAGUCAGGGGGCACUCAAUGGCCCAGCUAUGGAGAGUCAUCCUGCUAAUGGGAGACUUGCCCUCUCCCCUGGCCUGAACACCCCUCUGGAGGGCAACCCUGACCCCAAAAAGACUCUAGUCAAUGGGGUGUGUGACUUUGAUCGGGGAGACAGUGGUGACAACUUUAACAAAAACAUUCCAAAUCACAUUUCUUCCAAACAGUACUUGGGGAAUGGGGAGGUGGGCCCCUCUGAGAAGAGUCAUGGUUCAGAUCCCUCGCUCCCCCACCAGGACACUGCCAAAGCCCAGCAGAUUGAGCGCCUGGCCAAUGGACCCCAGACGGUAGGCAACAGGCCUCCCUUGGAAUUAACCAAUGGACCUUUGGGGCCUGGCCAUGCUGUGGUAAGACAGCAACUGCUCCCCAACUCCCCCCUCCCCUCCACUGUUACAGUUACCUCCCAGAGUCUUGCUGUCUCUCCUGCAAAUGGAGUGGCCUCUGAGGCUCGAGGCCUCAAGAGGCCAGCUGAGAACGAGGACCGCAGUGCAGCGGCGGCAUCCAUGGGGAUCCCCAAUAAAGUGGGAGUACGGAUCAUCACCAUCAGUGACCCCAACAAUGCCGGCAGCAGCGCCACAAUGGUGGCGGUGCCAGCAGGAACGGACCCAAGCACAGUAGCCAAAGUAGCGAUAGAGAAUGCCACUCAACAGAGGAACUGCUCACCCACACAGGCAGCUGGCUCAACGCCGAUCUUAACCCCGUCCCCACCCCCUAUAUCCCAGCCUACACCAGCUGGUAACCUCAGCCCUCACCUCCCAGCACAGCAAACCUCCGCAGCACCACCAGAGCAAAUCAGGAAAGCAGGACAGAACUUCAAGUGUCUGUGGCAGUCCUGUAAAAGGUGGUUUGAAACGCCGUCUCAGGUGUUUUAUCAUGCAGCAACACAACACGGUGGGAAAGAUGUGUAUGGAGGCCAGUGUCUGUGGGAGGGAUGUGAACCUUUUCCCCGGCAAAGACUGUCCUUCAUCACACACCUGCAGGAUAAGCACUGUUCUCGAGAGGCUUUGCUAGCUGGACUCAAAGUAGAGGAGCAGCAGGCAUUAAGUCCCAAUCAGACUUCUUCCCAGACUCUGCCAGCAGCAGGCAAUGCUCCAGCACCGCGAGCACCGAAAGCAAUCGUCAAUCAUCCGAGCGCAGCUCUCAUGGCCCUACGCAGAGGCUCUCGAAACCUGGUCUUUAGGGACUUCACUGAUGAGAAAGAGGGACCUGUAACUAAACAUAUACGACUAACUGCUGCCUUAACGUUAAAGAACAUCGCCAAGCACUCUGACUGUGGUCGCAUGUUGGUAAAGAAGCAUGAAUCACACCUCUCUGUGCUCGCGCUAAGUAACAUGGAGGUUUCCACCACGCUUGCCAAAUGCCUUUAUGAACUGACACGCUCCCUCCAGGCUUAACGCCUAAAGGAUGACCUCUAUGACCCCCUCACCCCAUCACCCCAUCCCUCUCCCAAGACGAGAGGGGAAAAAAGCCACCAGUAAGCCGUAGCAAGUCUGCAGGGGGAACAGAGGCCAUGAACCGGAACGAAGACCCUACUUCUGCCACCCUCCCAACCCCCCUCUCAUCCCUCACUUCUUCCUCACCAACCUGUGUUUGAACUCCCUCUCCCCAUUUACACACAAAAAUAAACUGCCACGGGGUCUUCCACCAGCUGCCCACCAGGGGGAGCGAUUUAAGACUGCUUCCCUGAGGGUCUCCACCGUCAAAACCCCAAACAUGAGCACAUUUUGUUUAAGUUCUUUUGUUAUUUUAUUUUCAAACAG
Monopterus albus (swamp eel) is the source of this 6062-nucleotide messenger RNA. It is a transcript of the gene arid2, whose product is annotated as AT-rich interactive domain 2. Gene Ontology annotation, cellular component: SWI/SNF superfamily-type complex. Gene Ontology annotation, biological process: regulation of DNA-templated transcription. The coding region runs from base 651 to 5696 and encodes 1681 amino acids. The record is from RefSeq and is a predicted model, not a curated record. The transcript has 22 exons. NCBI's taxonomy places the organism in Eukaryota, Metazoa, Chordata, Actinopteri, Synbranchiformes, Synbranchidae. Gene Ontology annotation, molecular function: DNA binding.